GCGCUAGCAGAUAUAGGGAUCAGUACUGGGCUAUCAGUCGGCUAAUAGACAUCACUAUCUAAUUAAGUUGUAAUUGUGUUAUGAAUUAAGUGUUUAGGUUAUUUGGGACUAUAAUUGGUUUCUAUUUUACAAAUACUUCUCUACACAAAAGAUUUCUCAUAAGAAGUCUUAAGAAUUUUUAGUUGAUACCAGGAGUAACCCAAUCUGGUCCGUGGGCACCGAUAAAAACUCCCUGUCCAUCAAACCACACAAUAAGAACUCCAAAUUUGAUCCCGAAGUCUAUUCGGUCACAUCCGAUGAUAUGAUCGAUGGAAACAACUUCUGGAAUCGAUUUCAAAAAACUUUUGGAGUGUUUUGGUUGACCAAACAGAUCUUACCCAAGGAUGCAGAUAAGGGCAGUAUUAUUAAGACAACACUUCGGGAACUAUUGAUUUAUGUGGCAUUCCUUACCACAAUUACCUAUAUAACGUUUUCAAUGAUGAACCCAACGAUGUACUACCAGACAAAGAUCAUGAGUGACCUGUUCCUGGACAGAGCUGACAGCAGUGGAGUUACAUUCAGAACAGCCUCACAAAUGGAUGACUUCUGGAAAUUUGCUGAGGGGCCACUCAUGGACGGCCUGUAUUGGGAACGUUGGUAUAACAACGACACACUGGUCACCAAGAAUUCAGUUUUGUAUGAAAACUAUUUGUUGGGUUCGCCACGAAUGAGACAAUUGAAGGUGAAGAACGACUCGUGUGAAGUACAUAAGGACUUCCAGAGAGCCAUCUUCUCGUGCUAUAACUUCUACGCCCAGCCCUAUGAGGACAGGGAGACCACCAACGCUAAGAAUGACACCAGUUUUCAGUGGAGAGAGAUUAAGUCAUUCGCCAAGAAUGAUGUCUGGGGCAUUUUGGGCACGUAUUCAGGAGAGGGCGGGUAUAUCGUAGACCUGACCCUAAACAAGACCAAAGCUUUGGCCAAAAUCAAGGACCUGAAGAAAAACUUGUGGAUUGAUAGGGGAACGAGAGCUAUAUUUAUUGACUUUACGACCUAUAACCCGAACAUAAACCUAUAUGUGGUGACAAAACUGAUCGCCGAGUUCCCGGCCACUGGAGGUCUGAUCACUUCGUGGCAGUUCCGUACACUUAAUCUGCUGGAGAACUCGUCGGACGCACCCAUAGCUCUAUACAUAUGCUUCACGCUAUUUGUCGUCUUCAUUGCCUACUAUAUAAUCGAGGAAUUGGUCGAAAUCAAGACAUUGGGCUUUUGGCCAUACUUUCAGAGCUCCGGCUGGAACUUCCUCGACAUCUUCACUAUACUUAUAUCAGUAAUGCUGGUAUUCUUCCUCAUAUACCGCAAGUAUGUCAUCAACAAGAUCUUCAGCGAGGCCUACACGACAAACGGCGACUCCAUGGAGAGUAUGGACACCGAGAGCCUCCAGAAUAGCUCGUCGCUGGCACUCCAGAUCGAGACCUACCAGUUCGACACACUUGGUUUCUGGUCGGCGCAGUUCAGUAAUAUACUGGCCGUCCUGUCGUUCGUGGCGUGGAUUAAGCUCUUCAAGUAUAUCAGCUUUAAUAAGACUAUGUCUCAACUCAGCUCUACUCUCAGUCGAUGCGCUAAAGACAUCGCCGGCUUUGGUGUCAUGUUUUUCAUCGUAUUCUUUGCUUUCGCACAAUUGGGUUAUCUUUUGUUUGGUACUCAAGUCAAGGACUACAGCAGUUUUGGUAAAGCCGUAUUCACUCUUUUGAGACUGAUUUUGGGUGACUUUGAUUUCCAAGCCUUGGAGGCGGCCAACCGAGUGUUGGGCCCCAUCUUCUUCCUCAGCUAUAUAUUUUUCGUGUUCUUCGUUCUGAUGAACAUGUUUUUGGCGAUUAUUAACGACACUUACGCGGAGGUGAAGGCAGAGAUCGGUGACGACACCAACGAAUUCGCGGUUAUGGACUACUUUAAGAGCAUUUCCAACCAAUUGUUGACUAAAUUGGGCGCUCAGAAGGAACAGAUCGAAGGCAUACAACAGGCCAUCAAAGACUCCGGUUUCGAUGGCUCCAAAAACGUGAGUUUCGCAGCCGUUCGCCAGAAGCUAAAGGAACGGGAUCUGAGCGAUCAGGAGAUCGAGAUGUUGUUCUCGAAGUACGACCUAGAUCAGAAUAGAGAGCUCGAUGAACAAGAGUUGAGGGCUAUGUUUGCCGACUUGGAGGGCAAGAAGAAUGAGAUCGAGAAAGAGAUGGCAGAGAAUGAGAACAAACGCCCAGAGAGUAGCCGAAGUGUGCACCGGUAUGGCGGCGGCGGUGGACCCGAUAUGAGUAAACUGACCAAAAGGGUAGACCGAAUGGAGUACACUCUGAGUGUGAUUUCCUCCAAAAUUGACUCCGUUUUGGGCGGAAAAGUGCUUUUGGCCGCAAAACCAGAUGAUGUCAAGACCCGACUCGAUGAGGAAGACCUGGAUAACUGAAUACAUUAAUUGCAACUAAACCUUAUAAACGCAUUUAUAGUUUAGUUAAUAACUUAUAUUUAAACUUAAAAAUAUAUCUAUAAAUAUUCAAAAUAAGUAGUGUUAUUUAUUGGAAAUUU
Molecule: messenger RNA, 2556 nt
Organism: Oppiella nova
Lineage: Eukaryota; Metazoa; Arthropoda; Arachnida; Sarcoptiformes; Oppiidae
Source: the annotation of a GenBank genome assembly